GCGGCUGCAGACACGGUCGCGGGCGCGGAGCUGUUCGGCGGGACCCGGCCGGACGGGCGCCGGGGAGCCUCGCGCGGUCCCUCCCGCCGAGACGCGGAACCGGCGGGGGCCUGGCGCCAGAAUCGGGUCGCGGCCGCUCCAGCGAGAGCCUGCCCCCUGCUGGCGGGACCACGGCUGCAGGCCACCCACCUGACCGUCCGGGAAGAUGAGCGCCUGCGGGAGGAAGGCGCUGACCCUGCUGAGCAGCGUCUUUGCCGUGUGCGGCCUGGGCCUCCUGGGCAUCGCCGUCAGCACCGACUACUGGCUGUACCUGGAGGAGGGCGUGGUCCUGCCCCAGAACCAGAGCACAGAGAUCAGGAUGUCCCUGCACUCGGGCCUGUGGCGUGUCUGCUUCCUCGCAGGUGAGGAGCGCGGACGCUGCUUCACCAUAGAGUACGUGAUGCCCAUGAACAGCCAGCUGACGUCCGAGUCCACGGUCAACGUUCUGAAAAUGAUUCGCUCGGCCACACCGUUCCCUCUGGUCAGUCUCUUCUUCAUGUUCAUUGGGUUCAUCCUGAGCAACAUCGGGCACAUCCGUCCGCACAGGACCAUCCUGGCCUUUGUCUCCGGCAUCUUCUUCAUCCUCUCGGGCCUCUCUCUGGUGGUGGGCCUGGUGCUCUACAUCUCCAGCAUCAACGACGAGAUGCUCAACAGGACCAAGGACGCGGACACCUACUUCAGCUACAAGUACGGCUGGUCCUUCGCCUUCGCUGCCAUCUCCUUCCUCUUAACGGAGAGCGCGGGCGUGAUGUCCGUGUACCUGUUCAUGAGGAGGUACGCCGCCGAGGACAUGUACAGGCCUCACCCCGGCCUCUACCGCCCGCGGCUGAGCAACUGCUCCGACUACUCAGGCCAGUUCCUGCACCCAGACGCCUGGGUCCGGGGCCGCAGCCCCUCCGACAUCUCCAGCGACGCCUCGCUGCAGAUGAACAGCAACUACCCAGCCUUGCUCAAGUGCCCCGACUACGACCAGAUGUCGUCCUCGCCCUGCUGAGCUCACUGCCUACCCCCCUCCCCUGUC
Myotis myotis is the source of this 1060-nucleotide messenger RNA. It is a transcript of the gene CACNG5, whose product is annotated as calcium voltage-gated channel auxiliary subunit gamma 5. Gene Ontology annotation, biological process: postsynaptic neurotransmitter receptor diffusion trapping; regulation of AMPA receptor activity; neurotransmitter receptor transport, postsynaptic endosome to lysosome. NCBI's taxonomy places the organism in Eukaryota, Metazoa, Chordata, Mammalia, Chiroptera, Vespertilionidae. Gene Ontology annotation, molecular function: channel regulator activity; voltage-gated calcium channel activity. The transcript has 6 exons. Bases 206 to 1033 code for a protein of 275 amino acids. Gene Ontology annotation, cellular component: AMPA glutamate receptor complex; postsynaptic density membrane. The record is from RefSeq and is a predicted model, not a curated record.